GGAACUUUUCAUAUUUUUAUCUCUUUUUUACUCCAUACAACUUACCUAUUUUAAAAUUAAAAUUUAAGUCAAAACAACAAUAUUUCAUUUCUUCCGUCAACAUUUGAACCAUUGAUUUUUUUUCAUAAAACUCCAUUUUGAAACCGAAAAACUUGUUGUGGAACUUCUGUACUCUAGAGUGGGGAUGGAUCUUUGCCCAUUAUCGCGCCCAUCUCCGGCGGCUCUUCUCCGGCAAGGUCAAAGUUCAAAUUUUUUCUCGUGCAAUGCGGGGCCGUCUUUUCCCCACGCAAGAUGCGCUCUGAAUCCCAGCUGCGGUAUAGGGGAGGAAACCCAGGUCAAAGGUCGAAUGUUCAUUUUAGGAAUGGGAUUUGUUGGAGAGUUCUUCGCUGCAGCUUUGAAGAGCAAAGGAUGGGCAGUAUCUGGAACUUGUACUAGCGCUGAAAAGAAGAAGAGACUGGACGAAAUGGGACACCACGCAUUUGUCUUUGAUGCCAAAAAUCCAUUGUGAGGCUUACUCUAACCCUAAUUCUGUUGGAUUUCUUC
This is a messenger RNA of Cuscuta campestris, 543 nucleotides long. The record is from the annotation of a GenBank genome assembly. Lineage: Eukaryota; Viridiplantae; Streptophyta; Magnoliopsida; Solanales; Convolvulaceae.